AUGUCUCACGAAACCGACGAGGCGCGCUCUGUGCCUGGAAGCCUCGGAGAUGCUGAAGCCCCUACGAAGCAGUCCUAUCGAUCGUACAAGAAGAAAUUUGCCAAACUCAAGAUACAAUUUGAGUUGCGAAUGCGGGAAAGUGAAUCGCUUAUCCGCGAGCAAUUGCGCAUCGAGGACCUGUCAAAGCGGAUCCAAGAGCAGAACGAUCAGUUACUCGAGGUUCUUCUGGAAUUCAACGACGCGGUACAUAUUCCGCCCAAGCUUCGAUACGACUUAAGUGCCCCAGGCGACGAAGCCAUUCUUCCGACCCCUGAUAGAGAGCUUUCUCCAUCCUACAACGAUCCCGUAUUGGCCGCAUCGGUACUUCGGAAUGCGAAGGAUGAGCUAACAGCCGGGCAUAUAACCGCCGAGUCUUAUCAGAAGUUGGAGGAUGGUGUCAAACGAGGCAGGGCCUUUGCACCUCGAUUGGGGUACGCCGACUUGAUAAAGGUGCCUCAUUCCCUGCCUCCACCUGAGAGUCAGGAUCCUGCUGGCAAUCCCACCUUGGGAUAUCAUUUUGGGUUCCUCACACCAGAGCACGAAACAGAGUAUUGCCUCGCCACGGAUGCCAAACUAGGCGAUAUGUCGGCCGCCAUUCAGUUGGCUCGUGCUCCAGAGAAGCCGACCUUGAUGGAAAGAGAACGAGAGCUCCUUCUCCGAAGCUCUGUUUCGGUCCACAAUUGGCUACGCAAGAACCAGCCCAACGUCUUCUUGCAAGACAAUGAGAAUGCGUCUGAAAAGUCGGGAGCUCGGCCCUCGAACUUGCGCACCUCGAAAAGAUCUGCACCCGCCUCACGAAAGGAUGAGGAUACUCACGACGAGGACAGUGUUAUGGCCGACUCCGCACCCACUUCUGGAGGCUCCAAGUCCAAGCGCAAGCGCGAUGAAGAGACCACUCCCCGGGCCAAGGCCAGUAAUAGCCGCUCAACCCGGAAAAAGAAGGAAGACGGCCUGUCUAGUGGCAAACGGCCUUCGAAGAGAUCGUCUGGUACAAGCGCAUGA
This is a messenger RNA of Aspergillus calidoustus, 1041 nucleotides long. Lineage: Eukaryota; Fungi; Ascomycota; Eurotiomycetes; Eurotiales; Aspergillaceae. The record is from the annotation of a GenBank genome assembly.